Cylas formicarius (sweet potato weevil) is the source of this 1921-nucleotide messenger RNA. Its product is annotated as putative inorganic phosphate cotransporter. Gene Ontology annotation, biological process: monoatomic anion transport; transmembrane transport. The transcript is spliced from 9 exons. The record is from RefSeq and is a predicted model, not a curated record. The coding region runs from base 44 to 1507 and encodes 487 amino acids. NCBI's taxonomy places the organism in Eukaryota, Metazoa, Arthropoda, Insecta, Coleoptera, Brentidae. Gene Ontology annotation, cellular component: plasma membrane. Gene Ontology annotation, molecular function: transmembrane transporter activity.
AACGUAUUUUAGUCAGUCCCUUGAAUUUCAAAUUUUAAGUAAGAUGACUAAAACUUUAGAGGAUGGCCGAAAGGACAUACUUUACACCGCGGUGCAACAAACCCAGCAAGAGGAGCAACUAAAAAAGCUAGGGGAGGAACUGACACGGCCGCUUCCAAUAAUUGGCGCACGCCAUAUUCAGGCUUUGAUUUUGCUAGCUCUUGGUGUAAUUGCUUUCGGCGCGAGGGCGUUUCUUUCGGUAGCCAUUGUAGCUAUGACCGAUGCGAAAGCGAAUCCGAAUCCAGACAUUCCGACGUACCCCGAAUGGACCGAUAAAAGUGUCAUAUUAUCGGCUUUCUUUUGGGGUUACAUUUUGUCACAGGCUUUUGGAGGAUGGGCGGCAAACCAGUACGGUCCGAAGUGGUUUCUUGUCGUUUCCAUGGGAAUUGGUUCAAUUCUGGGGUUUUUGGUUCCUACAGUUGCAGCCAAUUUUGGAUCGAAAGGGGUCAUGGCUAUUAGGGCACUCCAAGGCUUGUCUCAAGGAUUUGUGUUUCCAUCCAUACACUAUCUUUUGAGUCAGUGGGCACCUCUAUCCGAAAGGUCCCGAAUGGGAGCUUUUAUUAUGGCAGGUGCCCCUCUCGGAACAGUAAUCGCCUUAUCGGUCACCGGAUUCCUGGCUGCAAGUCCUUAUGGCUGGCCAAUGGUAUUCUAUUUCUACAGCGCUCUUGGCUUUGUGUGGUGCGUGAUAAUGGCCAUAUUUGGACACAAUAGUCCAGCAGAACAUCCUAGUAUCAGCGUAGCGGAGAAGUUUUUCAUCGAAAAUAGCUUAGGACACGCCGAACAUAAGAAAAAGCAUCCUACACCGUGGAAAGAAAUCAUUACGUCGCCACCCAUCUGGGCGCUUCUGAUCGCGCAGAGCGGCUUCAGUUUCGUGUUUUAUGUUCUGCUGACGCAAAUACCAAGUUAUUUAAACCACGUCAUGAAGUUCGACAUAAAAAACAACAGUUUGAUAUCGUCACUGCCGUACCUCGCUCUGUUCGUACUCAGUUUCAUUUUUAGUACGGUAUCGGACGCAAUUAUUAACAAGAAAAUUCUAUCUGUCGGCAAGGCGAGGAAAAGUUUUAACGCAAUUGGCAUGAUCGUCCCAGCGGUGGCCCUAAUUGCCUUGGGAUACACGCGACAAGACCAAACAACUCGGGCAGUGAUACUGAUGAUUUUGGCAGUUGGUUUUCUAUCGGCUGGUUUAUCUGGUUGGGGAGUCAAUCACAUCGAUCUAUCUCCAAAUCACGCAGGCACUCUUAUGGGGCUUUUAAGUACCGUGGCCAAUUCUUUUGCAAUCGUCGCACCUAUAAUGACGCAGUUCAUUGUCACGGAUCAGGAAAAUGUAACUCAGUGGAGAACUAUAUUUAUCGUGUCUGCCGUUGGUAAUAUUGCGGUCACUUUGGUAUUCAGCGUAUUUGGAUCCGGCAAAAUUCAACCUUGGAAUGAGGAACGCGAAGAUAGCGGCAGUGACAAACCACGGCCAUAGACACUUUUAUACGCUCCAAGAAACUGUGAUAUACGACUAAACACUUUUAGCAACUCAAAUAAAAAUUCUGUGUUUGCUCAUCUCAUUACGCAUUAUCUAUAUGUUACGUAUAUGGCCUUGAUAUGGAUUUCCCAAAAAUGCAAAAAAAUUGAGUCUUUGAAUUAAAUUACCUUGAAGGAUAGGGACAAAGACCGACCUGUUUUAGUGAUAUAAUCAAUUGAAGACGAUUAGUCGAUCAGUCGUAUCGAUUGUAGUUAGUUUGAAGUGAUGUUCAAUCCCAUAUAGUUUUUAAAAGAAAGUAUCCAGAUAAAAUGAUUUUGUGUAUUUUGCUGCAACAUUAAUAUGAAUAAAGUAUCGUCCAUUUCGUAUAUAUUUGAUCACAUUAUAGACAGUAAGUGCCUAAGCGAACCUAAA